UUGCGUGGUCCCGUGUCAUGCGUCUGGUCUGAGCCAGACACCACAUAUUGGCGACGAGGGUCAGUAUCGGAGCCAUGCCGCUCGGGUGUUUCCCAGCACCGCCCCCUUUCUUGCCUGCACCCGGUGACCCGGCUGUACCUUGGCAGCAGUGGAAACGCGUAUUCCUGAAUUUCCUGGAGGCCAUUGGCGGCGAUGAACUGCAGCCGAAGCGUCGCAAGGCAAUUCUGCUCAACUCGCUCGGGGUUGAAGGCCAGCGAAUAUUCUACAGCAUCCUUGCGCAAGGAGCAGACGUGACCGCGGACGCCAAGGCCGAGGACAAGGUGGACCAGUUCAAGGACGCGCUUGCUACACUGGAUACGCAUUUCGCAAGCGCUACGAAUGAUUUGGUGGAGCGGCGCCGGUUUCGCCAAAGAAGACAACUGCCUGGUGAGACCUUUCAAGCAUUUACAAACAGUCUUCGGGACCUUACGUCUACUUGCAAUUUUGGCAGUGCUACCGAUAGCAUGAUUCGAGACCAAUUACUGGAAGGCACUUCGUCACGAACAACCCGUGAACGCAUGCUUUAUGAAGGGUCUUCGCUUACACUGCAGCGUGCUGUUGACAUCGGGAAGCAAAUUGAGCAAACGCAACAAGAGCUCGGGGAAUUCGCGCAUAGCACUGUGAACAAGAUUCAAGAUGUGCGAAAAAGGUCAGACUCUGAGCAAGGAAGUUGCUACAGGUGCGGCUCGUCAUCGCAUAUGGCUAACUCGACUGCAUGUCCGGCGAGGAACAAGCGUUGCCACUCUUGUGGAAAAAUUGGUCACUUUUCAAGCAUGUGCAAAUCGAAGAAAAAGAAAUAUGCCGUUCGAAAGCCCGAGAAAGCCAACACCUACUCAUUGCGACCGCCGACUGCCAAUUUGUGUAACUAUUCCGGAGAACAAAUCAAGUUAAGCGGUUGCUUUCUUGCUGACGUAUCUUACAAGGGAAACAGAGCCAGUGUGCUCUUUCAUGUCACAACCAAGGGCACUUCGCUGCUGGGGCUUGAUGCCGUUCGGAGCCUGGGAAUCACUAUCAACGGCUCAACUUUGAAUUGCUGCCAGACGAUGCAGGAAGAAAUUGUGUCCGUUGUAUCAGAGUGCCUAACAAAGGAACGGCUGCAGGUGGCCACUGCUGCAGACAGCACACUGCAACAGGUUGUUGUACACGUGGUACAUGGUCAUCAUACGACCGUCAGGCCUCUGAAGCGGCAGCAGCAGUGCAGCUCGCCCACCGUCGCGUGCAGGCGCCUAAUCCGCGCAGGUGGCGCUCACAAUACCAGCCUCGAGUCGCUGCCUCCUCAUUAG
This is a messenger RNA of Dermacentor albipictus, 1322 nucleotides long. Lineage: Eukaryota; Metazoa; Arthropoda; Arachnida; Ixodida; Ixodidae. The record is from RefSeq and is a predicted model, not a curated record.